AUGUACGCUGCAGAGUUUCUCGUUGCCGGCCUCGCGGGGGCCUGUAUCGCCAACGCCGCAUCGGAUUUCGACAGGCGGGACGAGACGUGCUCUAUUAUAAGCCCCGAUGGGUCGAAAAAGACACACUGUCGCUCCUGUCCAGGUCUCAGCUGCGAAGUUGUCACCUCUGUGUCGGUUGGAGACAAGGUAACCUUCAGCGGCUAUGCGAGCGGAGACUGCUACGAGAAUAACUGUACCUGGGACUUUUCUCCUAAACACAAGUGUUACGUGAAUGGGUAUUAUACCAGUAGCAACUGCAACCACGAGCUCUUGUCUUCAAUAAUCAUCUCUGCACCAAGCGCAGGACCAACAAGCCCAGCACCAACAAACUCUGGAGUAGACACUAGCUUUGGGCCGACGACAACAUUCAACCCAGCAGCCACCGCGACGUCGGCCGCACCGGUGCAAAGCACGCCCACUUCAGGAUCGUCGAAAGGACUUGAUGUUGGGGAGUCGACUGGCUUGCGGUUUUUAUUACCCGCCGCUCUUUCUUUUAUUUGGUAUCAUUGA
Messenger RNA from Talaromyces rugulosus, 549 nucleotides. RefSeq lists its product as uncharacterized. Bases 1 to 549 code for a protein of 182 amino acids. The record is from RefSeq and is a predicted model, not a curated record. Lineage: Eukaryota; Fungi; Ascomycota; Eurotiomycetes; Eurotiales; Trichocomaceae. The transcript is spliced from 3 exons.